AUUCUUUCGUUUUGGGGCACUCUCUCUUUCUCUCUCCUCUCUCUCCCUCUCUCUCUCAUCCAUUUUUCCUCUGUGAAGAAAGUCAUUCAUUCACCAUCCGCCAUGGCUUCUUCACAUGCCGAAACCUAACCAGAAAUUUCGUUGCAGACGUUUGUGGAAGCUGGCUGAGAUUCUCGGAGAGGUCUUUGUUGUUGUUGUUGGAUUGAGAAAUUGAAGGUUUCGAAGUGUAAUUGGGAGGAGUUGGUGAUGUCUCUGAGAAUAAAGGCGGUGGUGGAUAAAUUCGUGGAGGAGCUCAAGGAAGCUUUGGAUGCGGAUAUUCAAGAUCGAAUCAUGAAGGAGAGAGAGAUGCAGAGUUACAUCGAAGAGCGUGAGCGUGAGGUUGCUGAGCGCGAAGCUGCUUGGAAGGCUGAGCUCUCCCGUCGCGAGGCCGAGAUCGCCCGACAAGAAGCGAGGUUGAAGAUGGAGAAGGAAAAUCUGGAAAAGGAAAAAAGUGUGCUAAUGGGAACUGCAUCAAAUCAAGACAAUCAAGAUGGAGCUCUUGAAAUUACUGUAAGUGGUGAAAAGUACCGAUGCCUUAGGUUUGCAAAGGCAAAAAAAUGAGGCUGACAUAGUUAUAGUAAAAGGUAUUGUCUUGUUUGUGCCAUGUUCUUCCUCUUAAGCUUCUUAUAAUUUUUUACAAAGCAAAAUCAUUAGGGUUGAUAGCUUCUAAGAUGUACAUGUAGGUAAUUAUUUGCUACAUUAUCAUGAUGCUAGCCCUUUUAUUAAUCAUUCCAUUUCAUUUAUUUAGUGAAUGAAUCAACCUCCAUCCCCA
This is a messenger RNA of Cucurbita pepo subsp. pepo (vegetable marrow), 811 nucleotides long. RefSeq lists its product as uncharacterized. The record is from RefSeq and is a predicted model, not a curated record. NCBI's taxonomy places the organism in Eukaryota, Viridiplantae, Streptophyta, Magnoliopsida, Cucurbitales, Cucurbitaceae.